Messenger RNA from Dujonia railenensis, 660 nucleotides. The record is from the annotation of a GenBank genome assembly. NCBI's taxonomy places the organism in Eukaryota, Fungi, Ascomycota, Pichiomycetes, Serinales, Debaryomycetaceae.
AUGUUACCAACUCCCACUGUUAGAUCACUAGAUGAAAAGGUGUAUGAUCCUGCUGAAGACUCGUUUCUAUUGCUAGACUGCUUCGAGCAAGAUCAAGGAUACUUGUUGGAAAAGUUCCCGCCGCCACAUACGAUUCCACUAGUUGUCGAAAUUGGUGCUGGUUCUGGGAUAGUUACGACGUUUGUGAAGCAGAACAUUCUUAAAGAUGGUAUUUACAUAGCUACAGAUUUAAAUCCUCAUGCUUGUAAAGCAGUUCUUGAGACGGCAGAGGAGAACAGAGUAGACGAUGAGAAGCUUGAAUCCUGUCAAAUGGACUUGACCAAUGGCAUUAAGAACAAACAUGUAGACGUAUUGAUAUUCAAUCCACCAUACGUACCUGCCGACGAAGUACCUGCGGUCCCAGAAACUGAUGAUGACGAGUCUUGGUUGGACCUAGCGUUAUGCGGAGGGCCACAGGGCAUGGAUGUUACUUGGAAGGUUUUACAUGGAUUGGAAACUACCCUAUCCAAAAAUGGUUUAGCGUAUAUUUUGUUUUGCGCUAGAAACAAUCCCAUGGAUGUGAAAAGAGACAUGGAGCAACUAGGAUGGAAGGUAGACAAAAUCAUUGAGAGGAAAGCAGGAUGGGAAGUUUUGUCUAUCUUGAGGUUCCAAAAGACAUAG